Molecule: messenger RNA, 1047 nt
Organism: Nicotiana tabacum (common tobacco)
Lineage: Eukaryota; Viridiplantae; Streptophyta; Magnoliopsida; Solanales; Solanaceae
Source: RefSeq, a predicted model, not a curated record
AUGUCUCUUUGGUGCGAACUAUGUGGUGACAACCAUAUGAGUUACAUGUGCCCCACGAAUCCAGAAUCUAUAUACUAUGUGGGACAACAGAGCAGGGGUCCAAUGAAUCAGAAUGCACAAUAUGGGAACACUUAUAACCCAAAUUGGAAGAAUCAUCCCAACUUCUCAUGGGGUGGAAAUCAGCCGAAUAAGAAUCAUUAUAGACCCCAAGGAAAUUUCAAUCAACCUCAAAAGCCACCUCAACAGGUAGAAGAGAAAGGGAAUGAUUUGUUGAAGCAGUUGUUGCUUGACAAUCAACAGCUCAGGAUCGAUUUCAGAAAUUUAGAGUGCCAAAUGGGACAGCUUGCCAGUGCUCAAAUCACUAGACCAAUUGGAGCUCUUCCAAGUGACACUGAAGCUAAUCCUAAGGCAUCCCUUAAUGCCAUAUCGUUGAGGAAUGGGCGACAAUUAGAAGAGGAAUUCGAGAAGCCAGUUGGAGAGGUGGUGGCUGAGCAACCCCCACCAGUGGUUGCAAGGCCACCACCUCCGUUCCCUCAAAGAUUGCAGAAAGUACAAAUUAAUAUUCCAUUGGCUGACAUCUUACAAGAAGUGCCCAAAUAUACAAAGUACAUCAAGGACAUAGAUGCAAAUAAAAGGAGGCUGACCGAAUUUGAAACCAUGGCACUCACUGAGGAGUGUAGCUCAAGAAUUCAAAGCAAUCUACCUCAGAAAUUGAAGGACCCAGGUAGUUUCACUAUCCAAAUCUCGAUUGGUAAAUAUGCAGUUGGGCGAGCCUUAUGUGAUCUUGGAGUGAGAAUCAAUUUGAUGCCGCUAUCGGUGUUCAAACAAUUGGGGUUGGGUGAGCCAUGCCCAACAAUGUUAAUUUUACAGCUGGUUUAUCGCUCCCUUGAUCAUCCUGAAGGAGUGAUUGAAGAUAUGUUGGUUCAAGUGGGGUCUUUCAUAUUCCUUGCCGAUUUCAUUAUCCUGGACUACGAGCCCGAUCAGGAAGUCCCAUUUAUUUUGGGGCGUUCAUUUUUAGCCACAGGCCGAGCUAUUAUUGAUGUUUAA